This is a messenger RNA of Athalia rosae (coleseed sawfly), 544 nucleotides long. RefSeq lists its product as uncharacterized. NCBI's taxonomy places the organism in Eukaryota, Metazoa, Arthropoda, Insecta, Hymenoptera, Athaliidae. The transcript has 3 exons. Bases 92 to 424 code for a protein of 110 amino acids. The record is from RefSeq and is a predicted model, not a curated record.
CGAGCGAUCCCUGAUUCGCAGAGACGAAUGUUCGGGUCAGAGAGUCGAGCGAAGCAAUCAUAAGCAAUCCGUCUCGUUACCCCACCUCUCGAUGAUUGACACAAGAAAUUUGGACUCGUUUCUCGACAUUUCAGUCAGUUUCAGCGACGUUUCUCUCAAAAAAUGGGUUCGGUAUCUGUCGAAGAUCUCAUCACCUUUCAAAAAACCGCGACGAACAGGGACAAGUUUACCAGAGGGGGUUGCUCGAUCUACCCCUGUGAAGUGCUGUCAUCUACACUUCUAUGAGGAGGAGCGUCAAAAGCCAAUUUUGAUUUUAGCCGGAGGCUUCCGUGUUUGGCGUUUGCCGUUCGCUGCCAUAAUACAUUGUGGAAAAGCGGGAUUUAUACACAAUAAAAUAGUGGAUAUUUUAGUCCUCGUGGAAUAAAUAUAGGAGAACCGGAAACUAUCUGUUUUCUGAAUUCAUAGAGCUCGUAGGGAAUAGAAUUAAUAUUAUUUAGUCACUCACCGUUUAGAAUAAAAUUAGAAAAAUGUCUGACGAAAAAAA